This is a messenger RNA of Salarias fasciatus (jewelled blenny), 3136 nucleotides long. Its product is annotated as heparan sulfate glucosamine 3-O-sulfotransferase 3A1-like. Gene Ontology annotation, molecular function: [heparan sulfate]-glucosamine 3-sulfotransferase activity. Bases 176 to 1258 code for a protein of 360 amino acids. The record is from RefSeq and is a predicted model, not a curated record. Lineage: Eukaryota; Metazoa; Chordata; Actinopteri; Blenniiformes; Blenniidae. The transcript has 2 exons.
UCCGCGCUCUGCUGGAGGUGUGUUUCUGUGUUUGCGGGUGUUGUCCUCGUGCGCGCGGCAGGUCGUCCAUCCAGGUGUGCGUCCGCCGCUCCGUGCUGCUCCAGCUCCUUCAUGGCCAGAAGACCCGCAGAUGUGCGCCUAGGAUGGGUCCCGCACCGACCCCCCGCGGACCGCCAUGGCUUUUAGCCGCGUGCGUAAAGUGGACAUCCUCCGGACGGCGGCGGUCAUGCUGGGCUCCCUGCUCGCCUCCCUGCUCCUGCUGCACCUCCUCACCGGCCGCUGCACCUCCGCCGGGCCGCUGAGGACCCGGCGGCUGGUGUCCGGGUCGGACCCGGGCGGGUACGGCGCGGGGAGACGCGCGUCUCGGGUCCUGGCGGACGAGCGCGCACGGCGCGUCAUGGAGGCGCCCCCUCCGGGGGUGGAGGCGGCCCGGAAAGUGUCGCCCAGGUUCGCAGGUAAAGUGAGCCCGCUCGGGGAGGGCAGCAAGCAGCUGCCGCAGGCGCUGAUCAUCGGGGUGAAGAAAGGAGGAACCCGGGCUCUGCUGGAGUUCCUGCGCGUGCACCCGGACAUCAGGGCCGUGGGCGCGGAGCCGCACUUCUUCGACCGCAACUACGACAACGGCCUGGACUGGUACAGGGAGCUGAUGCCGAAGACCCUGGAGGGCCAGAUCACCAUGGAGAAGACCCCCAGCUACUUCGUGACCAGGGAGGCUCCGGCCAGGAUCUCGGCCAUGUCCCGGGACACCAAGGUGAUCGUGGUGGUGAGGGACCCGGUCACCAGAGCCAUCUCGGACUACACGCAGACGCUGUCCAAGAAGCCCGACAUCCCCUCUUUCGAGAGCCUCACCUUCAAAAACAGGACUACGGGGCUCAUCGACACCUCGUGGAGCGCCAUCCAGAUCGGCAUCUACGCCAAGCACCUGGACAACUGGCUGCAGUACUUCCCCAUGGAGCAGAUCCUGUUCGUGAGCGGCGAGCGCCUGAUCAGCGACCCGGCCGGAGAGCUGGGCCGCGUGCAGGACUUCCUGGGGCUCAAGAGGAUCAUCACGGACAAACACUUCUACUUCAACCAGACCAAGGGAUUCCCGUGCCUCAAGAAAGCGGAAGGCAGCAGCAAGCCCCACUGCCUGGGGAAAACCAAAGGACGGACCCACCCAGACAUCGACCCGGAGGUGGUGCAGAGGCUGCGGGACUUCUACCGGCCCUUCAACAUGAAGUUCUACCAGAUGACGGGACGCUUCUUCGGCUGGGAUGAUUGAACGUUUCCUCAUCUUCCACAGAAGAGACGCUCCGUCGCGCCGCGGCAGACUCCCGGAGUCUCACUCCGCUGAACGGAAAGCUCCGAGUUUGGGAAUAAAGUUGUUCACUGUUAUGAAAAUAGAGUCAACAUUCAGUUUUAUAGACCAGGAGUGUCCAACUGAUUUCACUUCAGGGCCACAUACGGUGGGAUUUGAGCUCAAGUGGGUCAGAAUGAUAAAUAAUAGCAUAAAAAUAUGGAAAUAACUACAACUACGAAUAUGUAUUAAAUACAUAUUGAUAUAUUAUUAAAUUCUGAUUUAUUGAACCAUCCAGUCAGAAUAACUUUAACGUCAUAUUUUCUGACAUCCAACAAAUUUCAUUUUAUGGCCCGUACUAGGCUCUCUGGUGGGCCGGUUCUGGUCCACAGGCUGUAUGUUUGACACCCCUGGUCUUUUGAGAAUACAACUGGAAAUAAGUCACACUAUUCAAAUGGCUCUGGAAUAUUUGGGAAAAAAGUUUAAUCUUCAUGAAUAACCUCAACUUGCCAGUAAAAUGUAAUCAGGAAUAGUUUGAACAAAUAUACCUCAUUUAAUCUAAGUAAUGUCAUAUUUUAGAACUAUUGAUCUAUUGUGUUAUCAUAAAAAAAUACUCAUUACAUUAAGAGUAAUUAUUGUAAAUAAAUGACGUUUUAUUUAUUUUGUUGUAUAUCUUUGUUGAAUUUUACAUAAAGGAAGUUUAUCUCAAAGAUAGGUAUACUUUUGUACAUAAGAAUUAUAUUAUGCUACACCUGAAGCAUUGUAAAAUAGAAAAAAAAAGAUUUUUUUCCACCAAUAUUUAAAUUUUAUUACUUUUCUCUUUUGAAAGUAUUCAUUUGGAAGAGUUUUGACUUAUCCUAGAAGAAAUGACAAAGAGAAAACUUUAUUUUCAUAACACUGAGACUUUCUGCUCAAACUUUCAACAUUUUCCUCGUUCACCUGUUUUCCUCCUGAACAGUGUUCCUGCAUCUCCGUCACCAGUCCGCAGCAUUAUGCAGCUUUUUACAGGAAGAUAUGCAAUAUUUCUCUGGUUUACUCACACAGUGUCGCCUGCGUUCUGUCUCGAUGCUGUCCUUGGGGAAACGUCGGCCUCGGGUCUGCCUGCACCGUCUGUGUCGAGUCGGUCGAAGUAAAGAUUGCGUUCCGUUUCUCUCCACGAGGCUGAAGUCACACUGUGUCCGGCGGAUUUUGAUAAAAACUUGUUGAUGCCAUAUUCCAAACGGACGCGGCUGCUUUUAAAUCCAACCUUUUUCUAGUGGAGAAAAACCAUGAAAAGAUGAGAAAUUUAUGUAUUUUUGAAAUGUAUUUAUUCAAGAAGUAUGCAAGCAGGUGCGUGUUUGCAUCUGGACGAGUUUGUUUUCUGUUCGUUUUAAUGUUGAAACGUGCGUCGCGGGAAGACUCGUCUCCGCUUUCGGCUCCAGAGCCGGUGGCUGUUAUUUCAGGGGUCGUUUCCCCCAAAACCGCCGGCUAAUGAAGCCGGAGGUAAAGACGGCGCUCGCCGUGAUCCGGGCAGCGUGGAGCGAAACAUGAAAAGGCCUUCCUGAACCGGGACUCAGAUUUCCUCAACAUGCCUCCUUGUGAACUGAACACACUCCGUGUCACCGGCCUUCCUUUGCCUCCGGCAGCGUGUGUGUGUGUGUGUGUGUGUGUGUGCGGACGUUUGUUUUCAAACCCAGGGAGCAUGAGAACAAUGUCGGAGUUGUCUUCCUAAUUUCUGCCUCCUUGUGUCGUUAAGCCACUUUCUGAAAGCAGAUGUGCCUCGAAAGAUACACAAUCAAGUGUUUUAUUGCUUUGAGCAUCAGAAAAGAACCUUUUUUUUCUUUUGUUUGGCGGGGGUUUAUGUAACCGAUCUAACGAUGCUGU